Molecule: messenger RNA, 1470 nt
Organism: Penicillium arizonense
Lineage: Eukaryota; Fungi; Ascomycota; Eurotiomycetes; Eurotiales; Aspergillaceae
Product: proteasome regulatory particle lid subunit RPN5
Exons: 5
Coding region: 1-1470 (489 amino acids)
Cellular component (GO): nuclear proteasome complex; cytoplasm; proteasome regulatory particle, lid subcomplex
Source: RefSeq, a predicted model, not a curated record
AUGUCCGGCGGCCUCUUGAAGCCCGAGAAGGACUUCACCAAGGAUGCCGACAAGCUCAUCCCAGAGGCUGAAGGUCUUGCUAAGACUGAUGUCCAGGGAGCGAUCGAUAAGCUGUUGGGUUUGGAGAAGCAAUCGAGACAGGCAUCUGAUCUUGCCACCACAUCGCGACUCCUGAUUGCCAUUGUUACCAUCAGCAAGAAUGCCGGCGACUGGAACCUUCUCAACGACCAAGUGCUCCUCCUAUCCAAGAAACAUGCCCAACUCAAGCAGGCCACAACGAAGAUGGUGCAGACGGUGAUGGGAUUCUUGGAGGAGACACCGAGCAUGGAGGUCAAGAUGUCUGUGAUUGAGACUCUGCGGACAGUGACCGAGGGAAAGAUCUUCGUUGAAGUAGAGCGAGCCCGCGUCACACGCAUCCUUUCGAAUAUCAAAAAGACCCAAGGAGACCUCAACUCGGCAGCAGACAUCCUGUGUGAGCUGCAAGUGGAGACAUUUGGAUCGAUGACGAGACGGGAAAAGACAGAAUUCAUCUUGGAGCAGGUCUCUUUGUGCAUUGAGCGUGGAGACUGGACCCAGGCCCAGAUUCUCAGCCGCAAGAUCAACAAGCGCUACUUCAACCGCAAGCCCAAGAAGUCCGCCGAGGAAAUUGAGAAGCUCAAGAAGGAGGCUGAGGAGAAGGAGAAGACCCGUGGGCCCGAUGAGCCUCCUAUGGAGGUUGAUGACGAUGUGACAGAUCUCAAGCUUCGUUACUUCGAACAGCAGAUCACCUUGGCCAACCAUGAUUACAACUACCUCGAAGUUUGCAAGAACUACCGGGAGGUUUUGGACACAGAGGCUGUCGAAAACAACCCAGAGCACCUGCGUGCCUCACUCGCCCGCAUAGUCUACUACGUUGUCCUCUCUCCCUACGAUAAUGAACAGUCCGACCUCCUGCACCGCAUCAAGCAAGACUCGCGACUGUCGCAAGUCCCCGAGGAAGCCCGCCUGGUGAAGCUCUUUACCAUCCCCGAGCUGAUGCGCUGGCCCAUGGUUGCCGAGCAGUUUGGCCCUCACCUGUGCAACACCGACGUCUUCGACGCUGAGGCCAAGCAGACCACCGAGGACCAAGCUCACCGGAGGUGGCAAGAUCUACGGAAACGGGUCAUUGAACACAAUGUCCGUGUGGUUGCCAAGUACUAUACUCGUAUCCAGAUGGGCCGCCUGACCCAGCUUUUGGACCUGACCGAGGAAGAGACCGAGAAGUACAUCAGCGACCUGGUCACGUCGAAGACCAUCUACGCCAAGAUCGACCGCCCCGCGCGGUUGGUCAACUUCGCCAAGCCCCGUGAUGCUGAUGAUGUUCUGAACGAGUGGAGCAGCGACAUGAAGAGCCUGCUGGGUCUGCUUGAACGCAUUGAUCAUUUGAUCACCAAGGAGGAGAUGAUGGCCCGUAUCCAGCCUACUCGCAGUGACAUGGGCAAGGCUCAUUGA